CCAUUAAAAAUACAAUGAAAAAAGUACGAACAUGUACUUACAUUAUAUUCCAAAAAUCUUAAGGUGACUUAUAUAUUUAGACAUCCAAAGAUAAAUAGGUUAAAUUUUUGACCCCCUUCGCUCUGUUAAUAAGUUAACAACUUGAAUACAGCUAUACACGUUUCCUGUUAAGGAUCGGCAGAGUUCUGUUGACCUGACUUUUAAUUUUGUUUUUGUCUCCUGCAAAUCCUGCAAACCAAACAAUAGAGGUAAUAAUUUAGUGCAUAAAAUUGGAAUCCACGUACCUAUACGUAAAUGCUGGGUCGGCACAUUAAACAAUCAACAAAUAAAAUUGUUAACCGUGACGUAUUAAUAUAAUGUGUCGAGUCUCAUAUCAACACAAUGGAUGUGAGAAUUAUGUUGGGUCGUAGUGAAUUGUAUGUUAUAAGCUUUUUUAAUUAAAAAAAGGUUCAUAUUUGGUAUGUCGAACACUUACGUUCUAUAAAUCAUAGCGAGUUAACUCAAUUGGUGAAAGUAGGAAAUAGGACAAUAUGAAUGGAGCUGCUAGUGUUUGGUUUUUAUUCUGUUUGUUUAUUGUGAUACAUCAUGUAAUUUGCUAUCAAGCUUGGAAAAAAUGUGGAAAUGUUCAUAUAACGAUAUCCGCAGAUAUACACUCUUAUUUAGAGCUUAAUUGGAUAACGGAUUGUCAAAAUGAAAACGAUGUGUAUCCACAAUACAUCGAUCUAUAUUCAAGAAACAUUAUUGAUCGAGAUGAAAGUACUAUUCCUUUAGUAAGAGUCAAUGCCUCGGCAUUUCCUGGUGGUUACUUCAAAACAAAAAUUAAAUUCAGGAUUCCUUGGUUACCAGGAAGUUGGGAUUACAACGUCCCAUUUUCAAGGCCGGAACCUGGUUCGCAUUGUUUUCCCUAUUGGAUUGCUUCAAUAAAAAGAGAAGAAGUUCUGGAUUCAAAAUGCUUUGGAAUACAUCCCACUUGGAUGAACGAUAAUAGAGCUACGCUAGGUAAAAAGAAAAUAGGAACACUAAUUCUACCUGGAACUCAUAAUUCAGGGUCUUUUAGUGGUAUUCCACCGCUGUUUGAAAACUAUGUCCUCAAUCAGGAUAGAAAUAUUUGGACCCAAUUGGUGUAUGGUGUUCGAUAUCUGGACUUUAGAGUAGGCUACUACGAAAACGAAGGGUACUUUAUUAAUCAUGAUUUAGUUCGUGUGACAAAGGUUCUUCCAUUGUUUAGAGAAAUUAGAAAAUUCCUAGAAUUUGCUCCAAAGGAAAUAGUAAUUCUUGAUUUUCACCGUUUUCCAUAUCCGUCCAAUUUUAACUACACACUGCACAAAAACUUCGCUAAUUUGGUGUACCAAGAGCUUGGAGACUUGGCUUUGGCUCCAGAAAGCUUACAAGAAGGUAAAGGACCUGCCAUGAACGAAAUAUGGGCCAGAAACAAGAAUUUAAUUAUUUGUUAUUCGGAUAGAACAACAGUCAGUGAAAACAACUGGUUAUGGGAUCCAUUAGUUCAGUACUGGGGCAAUAGAAAAAAAGUAUCGGAACUAAAAAACUUUCUUCAAAGAUCCAUUAAAGAGAGAAGGAUAACCUUAAACCCCCUUUGGGCUCUCAUGGCAGAAUUAACACCUCAAACAUUGGAUUUGGUUUUUAGAACGAACAAUUUACGUCAACUUGCUGAUGACGUGAAUAAACACGUCACAAAGUGGGUGAGAGACGAAUGGAGUGACGAGGUUAACAUAGUUGCCACUGAUUAUUUCCUAGGUAACGACCUUAUCAACAUUGCAAUAGAUGUAAAUACUAGAUAAUAAGUGUGUUGACCAAUAUAAUAGGUAAAUUACCUUGUUCACUAAGUAAUACUAAUAAAACUUUUAAGU
Molecule: messenger RNA, 1868 nt
Organism: Brassicogethes aeneus
Lineage: Eukaryota; Metazoa; Arthropoda; Insecta; Coleoptera; Nitidulidae
Source: the annotation of a GenBank genome assembly